Messenger RNA from Mus pahari (shrew mouse), 3719 nucleotides. RefSeq names its product protocadherin beta-18-like. NCBI's taxonomy places the organism in Eukaryota, Metazoa, Chordata, Mammalia, Rodentia, Muridae. Gene Ontology annotation, biological process: homophilic cell-cell adhesion. Gene Ontology annotation, molecular function: calcium ion binding. Gene Ontology annotation, cellular component: plasma membrane. The record is from RefSeq and is a predicted model, not a curated record.
AGGCGGGGCACCCACAAAACCCUCGAGAAAGGAUCAAAAAUCUAUUAAUUCCCAAAGGUCCAGAUGCGAAAAGCCACUCUCUGAGCUGCCAGAGACUGAGUGGAAACAGCAUAGCAGAAAGCAUUUUGUCUAAGGAGUGAUGGAGCCUAAAGCUGGAGCUGCUCAGCAUAUAAGGCAAGUGCUGCUUUUCUUUGUUUUCCUAGAAGCGUCCUCGGUUCUUGCCACGACCUGGAGAUACUCUGUGCCAGAAGAAAUGGAGACUGGUUCCUCUAUAGCAAAUAUAAUAAAAGAUAUGGAUGUGGGUGAUCUAGCUGCACGGGGGGCCAGAGUUAUAUUUGAUGACUACCAGCCUUAUUUGCGGUUAGAGCUAGAGACUGGCAACUUGCUUUUGAAUGAAAAACUUGACAGGGAGACACUUUGUUCUACCAGCGAACCAUGUAUAUUGCAUUUCCAGGUGUUAUUGGAAAAUCCUCUGCAAUUUUUUCAGGCUGAGCUUUUGAUUGAAGACAUAAAUGACCAUACCCCCACGUUUCUAGAAAAACUCAUAUUUCUAAAUAUCUCAGAAAGUGCUACUCCAGGAACCUCAUUCCAAAUGGAUGAUGCUCAGGACUUGGAUAUAGGGAUGAAUGGUAUCCAAAACUAUUCAAUAAGCCCCAACCCCUAUUUCUAUCUUAAGUUAAAAGACAGUGGUAAAGGAAGACGAUAUCCAGAGCUGGUACUGGUUAGAUCUCUGGACAGAGAAAAGGAGGCUUCAAUUAGCUUAAUACUAACAGCUAUGGAUGGUGGGUCCCUGCCCAGGUCAGGGACUGUAUUAGUUCAAGUUGUGGUUCUGGAUGUCAAUGACAAUGCCCCUGAGUUUGAAAAAACCCUGUAUGAGGUCCAAGUACCAGAGAACAGUUCUGUGGACUCGCUGGUAAUCAAGGUGUCUGCUACAGAUUUGGAUUCAGGACUAAAUGGAGAAAUAUCUUACUUGGUUUCUCAUAUCUCUAGAGAUGUACAAAAAACAUUCGAAAUCCAUCCAAUCUCUGGUGAAGUCCAUUUGAAAACACUCCUAGAUUUUGAAGUAAUUCAGUCUUAUACAAUAAAUAUUCAAGCGAUUGAUGGUGGUGGUCUCUCUGGAAAAUCAGUCAUUAUUGUUCAGGUCACAGAUGUGAAUGACAACCCACCAGAAAUAGUCAUUACAUCUCUUAUGAGCUCUAUCCCAGAGAACGGUUUGUCAGAGAUGGUGGUCGCUGUUUUCAGUUUACGAGACCAAGACUCUGGAGAAAAUGGGAGAAUGAUGUGUUCAAUUCAAGACAAACUCCCUUUCCUCUUGAAACCUACUUUCAAAAGUUUCUACACUCUAGUAACAGAGCAUCCACUGGACAGAGAGAGCAGAGCUGAGUACAACAUCACCAUCACUGUCUCCGACCUGGGCACACCCAGGCUCACAACCCAGCACACCAUAACAGUGCAGGUGUCCGACAUCAACGACAACGCCCCUACCUUUACCCAAACCUCCUACACCAUGUUCGUCCAAGAGAACAACAGCCCAGCCAUGCACAUAGGCACCAUCAGUGCCACAGACUCAGAUUUAGGCUCCAAUGCCCACAUCACCUACUCACUGCUGCCGCCCCAGGACCAGCGGCUGGCCCUCACCUCGCUCAUCUCCAUCAAUGCUGACAACGGGCAGCUGUUUGCGCUCAGAGCUCUGGACUAUGAAGCCCUGCAGGCCUUCGAGUUCCGCGUGGGUGCCACGGACCAAGGCUUGCCCGCGCUCAGCAGCCAGGUGCUGGUGCACGUGGUGGUGCUGGAUGACAAUGACAAUGCGCCCUUCGUGCUCUACCCACUGCAGAACGCUUCUGCACUCUGCACUGAGCUGCUGCCCAGAGCGGCAGAGCCCGGAUACCUGGUCACCAAGGUGGUGGCUGUGGAUCGCGACUCUGGCCAGAAUGCCUGGCUGUCNUUCCAGCUGCUCAAGNCCACGGAGCCCGGNNUGUUCAGCGUGUGGGCNCACAAUGGNGAGGUGCGNACCACCAGGCUGCUGAGCGAGCGCGAUGUGUCCAAGCACAGGCUGCUGCUGGUGGUCAAGGACAAUGGCGAUCCUCCGCGCUCUGUCAGCGUCACGCUGCACCUGUUGGUGGUGGAUGGCUUCUCCCAGCCCUACCUGCCUCUGCCAGAGGUGGCGCGCGACCCUAUCCACGUGGAUGAGGAAGCGCUCACACUCUACUUGGUCAUUGCCUUGGCGUCUGUGUCUUCACUCUUCCUCUUGUCUGUGCUGCUGUUCGUGGGGGUGAGGCUGUGCAGGAGGGCCAGAGCGGCCUCUCUGGAUGGCUACUCUGAGCCUGAUGGACACUUUCCUGGCCACCUGGUGGAUGUCAGCGGCGCGGGGACCCUGUCCCAGACCUACCAAUAUGAGGUGUGUCUGACAGGAAUGUCGGAUUCCAAUGAUAUUCGGUUCCUAAAGCCGUUUCCCAACCUUGAGCGAGCAGUGAAAUGCAUGAAAGAAAACACCUCCUCUAUGAAUCGUUUUGGAUACAAUUAGCAAUUUGUUGACUCUCAUCGUGGUUCCUGAUGAGCAUUGGUUCUUUUUAAACAUUCUUGUUUUCUAUUAUUUUAUCUUCAUGAGGAACAACUAAAAUUUUGCCAUUAUUUUCCUAAUUCAGUUGAUAACUUUCAUGUUUAUCCUUACAGGUUGGUCUCUAAAAAAAAUCAUUUCCUGAUGAAAACAGAGAACUUUACUCAUUACUGACAAGUCACAGUUUCUUCAACGUGUUAAAUUCUCGAAAAUUAAUCAUUAUUGAUUUGAAAAUCCUCACCUUCAUUCUAUUUGAAUGUUGUUCACAAAAAAAAAAAUCGAAAGCAUUGAUUUUUUGAAGAUAAAUGUGAUACAAAUGUAAUGAAUUAUCAGGGUAUCUUCCGUCUAAUCUAAUAUUAUGCUUUCCUAACUAGACUAUUUAGUGUCUGAAAAUGCAUGGUUUUGUUGUAUAGCAGUAUUAAUCAGAAAUGACAAUUUCUCUGAAAUGUCAAGACUUUUACUGAUUUAAUGAAUACCAACAUGUAAUACAUAUAAAUAUUGUUUAAAUGUUUUUAGUUUAUCUCAAAAGUUGUCAAGAGUUAGACCCCUCCUGUGACAUCUAUCUAGCCCACCUCACAUUUUCUGAAAAUAUCACUCUUCAGCAUAGAUACAAGAUCAAAGUUCAGCUUGCUUUGAACAACUCAGGCCCCUCUAUGAUUUCAAACAGUUGGAUCGAGUGAUGGGCAUUGCUAAUCUAAACUGAACCAGUCUGACCCUGGUUACUUUUAAAUUCACUUUAGAAACCAGAUGUGUUCUAGUUUCUCUGCUAGGAACAUUGCAAGAAAGUUAUGUCAUCUUUUGGUGUUGUAACAAAUGUCAAACCUCUGGGAGAUGAAAGGAAAGACAUACCAAGCAAGUAACCUUGUGGAGGACCAUCAUUUUGACAUGACUUUCACUACUGGGUUUGGGAACUGGGGACAGAGAACUAAGACGUGCCCUUGUAAUAAAUGCUCCUAAUACAGCUUAGUAGAUGUUUGUUUUUCUAAAAGCAUGUUUUGAUAUUCUUGCCUGGAUUAGUGAACUAUACCUGUUAGUUUUAUUUUUAUUGGGUCUUUCAUGUUAAUAUAACACAAUUAAAAUGUUUGCGAACUAUUACAGUAGCAUAGAAAGGACGUGUGAAACUUUUGUCUAUAAGGAAAAUUUUGAAGAUAGGAGUAGUGUU